This is a messenger RNA of Pipistrellus kuhlii (Kuhl's pipistrelle), 1927 nucleotides long. RefSeq names its product growth factor, augmenter of liver regeneration (gene GFER). The record is from RefSeq and is a predicted model, not a curated record. The transcript has 3 exons. Gene Ontology annotation, cellular component: mitochondrion. NCBI's taxonomy places the organism in Eukaryota, Metazoa, Chordata, Mammalia, Chiroptera, Vespertilionidae. Gene Ontology annotation, molecular function: flavin adenine dinucleotide binding; flavin-dependent sulfhydryl oxidase activity. Bases 479 to 1102 code for a protein of 207 amino acids. Gene Ontology annotation, biological process: liver development.
GGACGGUCGGAGGGAGCCAUGGUGCCGUUGAGGGUCGAAACACGGAUUUCGCCUCGGCCGCCGUCCGAGUCCACCUUCCACCACACGCUGCUCUUCUCCUGGAGGAGGCGGGCGCCUGGCCGAGGACUUCGCCAGCGGGGCUCGGGCCGCGGGACAAGGCCCAGGGGCGUGGGCAGCACCCGGGCCUCUGCCCCCGCCUCGGACCUGGGGCCGGAAAAUCCGGCGGGUCCUUGACCCGAGCAUCAGCCUCAGGCUCUGCCUCCUUCCGGGAGCGGCCCGGCUCCAGCCCCGCCCCCUCCGGGCUCCGCCUCCGCGCGGACCCAGACCCCGCGCCGCUCAGCCCGGCCUCCGCUCCGAGCCCGCGGCGAGCGCGCCGGCUCCCGUGGCCGCGCUCGGUGGCUGCGCGCACGCGGUCUGAAGGCCGACUGGGAGGCCCUUCUGGAGGCCCGGCUGGCCCGGCAGGCACUGCGCGGGCAACAUGGCGGCGCCCAGCGAGCGGGGGCGCUUCGGGGUCGGGAACCUCUUCUCCUUCCUGCCCGGCGGCGCGCGCUCCGAAGCCAUGGAGGACCUGGUGACGGAUGCGCGCGGCCGGGGCGCGGGACGGAGAGACUCCGCCGCCGCCCCGGCCCCAUCUCCAGCCCUGGCACCGACCCCCGAACCUCAGGCCGCCGAGGACGGUUCCCGGAGACGGCACUGCCGGGCCUGCGUGGACUUCAAGUCGUGGAUGCGGACGCAGCAGAAGCGGGGCAGCAAAUUUAGGGAAGAUUGUCCUCAGGAUCGUGAGGAACUGGGCCGCCACAGCUGGGCCGUCCUCCACACCCUGGCUGCCUACUACCCCGACCUGCCCACCCCAGAACAACAGCAAGACAUGGCCCAACUCAUACACUUGUUUUCCAAAUUUUACCCAUGUGAGGAGUGCGCAGAAGACAUAAGGAAGAGGAUAUAUAGGAACCAGCCAGACACGCGCACACGGGCGUCUUUCACCCAGUGGCUGUGCCGCCUGCACAACGAGGUGAACCGCAAGCUAGGCAAGCCGGACUUCGACUGCUCUAAAGUGGAUGAGCGCUGGCGUGACGGUUGGAAGGAUGGCUCCUGCGACUAGAGGGCGGCCAGCGAGAGCCCAUGGGGCUGCCUGGCUAGAGAGAGGGUCGGGGAAGUCAUUAAAGUGCACCUAGCACUCUUCAGUGUGUGCAGAGCAAGAGCCUGUUGUGUUGCAGUUGGGUGUUCCCCAGCCACUUCCCAUGGGGCCCUUUCCUCCUCAGGGUGCCUGCUGAUGGCACCCUGAUGGCCUCCUCAGCUGAGCCCCUGUGGAGCUGCAGGUGAAGGAGUAACAGCCUAGGCUGCCCCUUCCCCUUUCUUACAAUACGUGUUUUUAUUGAUUUUUAGAGGGGGAGAAAGAGAAACAUCAAAACACUGAUCAGGUGCCUCCUGCACGCCCCCUACUGGGGAUUGAGCCUGCAGCCAGGCACGUGCCCUGGCCAGGAAUCAAAUGGUGACCUCUUCGUUCAUGGUUGAUGUUCAGUGACUGAGUGACAAGGCCAGGCUAGGCUGUUGCUUUUCUCAGGAUGUGGCCGCCUGCCCAUCUCACACCCUGGUGCCCACUUCCCCACACAGGAAGGAGAUAGUCUUGGCUGGGCUCCUCUGUCUCACAAAAUCCUUGAGACCAGGCCAUUGUCUCCCCGCUGUGGCUAGACACAGCCGCAGUGACUGUAGGUGGCCUCUGAGGCUGUGUGCUCUUUGCCCUUCAGGAAAGAGGCCCGAGGCGGAGCUUCCCACCCUGCUCAGUCCCUACAGGGAGGGCAGGUGCAGGCAUGGCUCCUCUCUGAGGGUCACCGACACCGCAGCUCCUUUCUGUUCAGCACGGCCUUCCAUCGCAGUGCCGGGCUCCUCAGAGGCUUCGUGGGUCGGCUCCCUCGGAUCUCGAGAC